AUGGUGGUGCUGCAGUCCAAGGACGGCGCCGCGGUCUCGGCGGCGGCGGCGGCGGCUCCGUCGACGACCGGCACGACGGCGACCGUCACGACGACGGCGGCGACGUCGGCGAGCGCGGCGGGCCGCAGCUCCGGCGCGGACACGGGCGCGGGCACGCUGCACCUGGAGGUGGUGGUGCAGCCGCAGCGCUUCGCGGGCGCGCAGCAGGUGGCGGCGCCCAGCGUGGUGGUGGCGGCGCCGCUGCACCUGCCGCAGGGCGUGCGCGUGCUGCGCGUGCCGGCGAGGGACGUCCUGGUGGCCGACGUCGCCUGCCAGACAGAGCCGCCCGCGCUCAGCGUGCCCGAGAGCAUGCUGCGGCUCAGCCUGCGCGAGCUCGACGCCGCCGACCCGCAGCCGCUGCCCCUGCCGCUGCCGCUGCCCGACUCCGAUUACCCCGCGCUGUGGGACAGCGACAACGUUGUUAUCCGACCCGUGUCGUCGCCGCCGCCGCCCCAGACGCACCGGACGCCGUCGCCGAGCGCGAGGAUGCCCGCCGCCGGAGACGUGGUGGGCUCGCCUCUGGCCGCCGCCGCCGCCGCCAGGCUCGGGAAGCACCGGCUGCCCGCCGACCCCAGCACGGGCGACGCGGGCCCGCCGGCCAAGCGGCCGCGCGCCGCCCGCGACCUGGCGCUACGCCUCUUCGCCUUCCGCGACUGGGUCUGCUGCCUCGAGCCGGACGACCAGGGCAACGUUCCCCUCCACUGCGCUGUACUGGCAGGUGAUAUCAACCGAAUCAAGCGGCAGUGCUGUGUCCUGAGAGCUCGCGACUACUCUCUGGAUAUCUGCAAUAACGAGGGAGAGACUCCAUUACAUCUUGCUGUUAUACAUAAGAUGACGGAAGCUGUAGACAUACUGAUCAAAUUUGGAGCAAAGCCACAAUUCAGGGAUAAAGCUGCCAACACUUCAUUUCAUUUGGCUGUACAGAGGGAUGCACAUUGUCCAGAUAUUCUGUGGCGCUUGCUGACAGCACCAGGUCUUCGGAAAACUGAUCUAGAACUGUUCAAUGAUGAUGGUUACGCGCCAAUGCAUCUGUGUGCUAUGUAUGAUAAAGUGGAAGAACUUCGGGCGUUGAUUUCCAGUGGUGCCGACGUAAAUUUAAAGGAUACAAAAAGUGGUCGCACUCCACUGUUCCAUGCUGUGGAGACAAAUUCUGCUACAUGUUGUCGUGUCUUGCUGCAUAAUGGUGCCAACUCCACAGAACAGAAUUAUGCUGGGCACACACCUAUCAUCGCAGCUUCAGAAUUCGCAAAUCCAAAUGUUGAGGCUGCAAUGAUAAAUCAUAAAGAAGUACACGAGGACAUUAUUGCACAACUUGAACGUGGAAGACACCGUAACAGUGUAAUGGAAAAUUGACUUUCUUCAGGUGUACUGACACAGAAUUGAACAAAGCAUCCGUUUUGAGGGAUGUAGUAAGUUUUAUUGUGAUCCUAAUUUUAACUUUGGACUGGAACAUUGGACACAUCGUAAAUGUAUGACUGUGUGAUUAUGGGAAAUCCUUUUCUCAUAUAACUUCAGCCAGUGUGAUAUUUAUUGAAAGAAGUAGUAGCUCACGACAUGUCAGCUUCAUGAAGUUACUGCACCACUGUGGUCCUGUUAAUAUUGUCAUAUGUUUUUUUAAUUUUUGGUCACAACUGAAAGUUAAAUGUCUAGCACUUCUGCUUAUGCAGAUCGACUUGUUCCAAUGUGUGUUACUGCUUCUCCUAUGCAGUUAAUUAUUAACAAAGUAGCUGUAAACAUUGCAGUGGUUACAAAUAAAUAGGGCCAAGGAGCUUCUUGAAAUGUGUGUUCUGGAUGUUGUUGUAAAGAAACACAAUUGUAAACAUUGCGGUAGUUACAAAUAAAUAGGGCCAAGGAGCUUCUUGAAAUGUGCAUUCUGGAUGUUGUUAAAGAAACACAAUGUCAUUGGAAUUGUUCCUGUAUAUGAUGAUUGAAUGUUCUGAAACUGUUAAAUAUGAGUGAAAAAUAUCAAGGCAGUAGUUGAAGCUCAAGUGGAAACAUCAGUUGAAUAUGCUCUUACCAUUUAAAUAACCUUUUAGAGUUGUAUCUAUGAAAGGUUUAUCCACAAAUAACAUGUGUUCUGUCAACUGUAAAGAGUCAAAUGAGAAAUUUCGCCAAGAACUUUGUGUUUUGCAAUAUUUUUUUAUUUUUUAUUUUUACUCUGGCAGUUAUUAUAGAAGGAAAGUUGUGGAAUUGCAUAGCAACAUGUUAUUUUUAUGUAGUACAUUAACGUUUGUCCAAUUAGUUACUAUUAUUUGAAGUGUGAUUCAUCUUGUGGGUGUACAUAAACAUUCUAGAUUUGUGUGAAUGAAUGUGAACAUGAACGGGGUGUAAGAACUUGUAGUCACCAAACUGAACAUUUAUUUUCGCACGUUAAAGCACAAAUAUUUUUUGCGAAUCCUCUGUAAAGUACUGAUCUAUGUAUUUAUUUAUUGAAACAAAGAGUACCUAAUUUGUGUAGAAUGUUUUAAUUUCCACAGAACGUAAUUAUAGUGUGCCUGUGAAUCCACAGAUAUUUGAGUAUUAUGUUCUGUUUUUACAAGAUUACUUCUGUGAGAGGCAAUACCUCAUCAUUUGAGAGCAUUAUUUUGAUGUGAUGAUGAAAGUGACAAAUGUCUUAAUUCUGACAUCCACAAAACUCAGUGCUUGGAUAAUAUGAAAACAUUAAAUGAAACAUGCAUGGCAAAGUGAAUUGAAGCUGAUAAACUGAACAACAAAAAUUGAGAGUAAAUUAAUGUAGCCUAACAAUUUUAAGAAGCACUAAAAAUUGCAUGAAAGCAUAUUCUUUUUUAUAUUUGGUAAAAGGUUUUUCUACAGAAACAUUACUUUCUUUGUAUGUCUAAAACAACACUAAUUAUGUCAAGGAAAAAAGAGUGAGUCAGUCCUUUUUCUUUGUUUGGCAAAAAAAGCAAAGCUUUCAGUGCUUCGUCACUAAGUUGUCAUAUUGGUUGUUCUUAAUCAGGUUGUGUGUACUGGAACAGAAGAGGGUGCAGUGUAAUAUGUACUACUACCAUUUGUCAAUAAAUAAGCAUAACUUGGAUGUGUGCUAAGAUGAAUGUGGCUUAUGGGACUGCUAUUUCUGUAAAGGAUUGCAUUUAAAGAGAAUACUGUCACAUCCUAUGCCUACGAAUGCUAAAGUGUCUUUUUGAUUAUAAUUAAGAAUGGCUUUCUGGAAGUAUUCUCAAUUGUAAAAAGUGUUUUUUCCCUUUUCGGAAAUGGUGUGUCCUUUAAGUAACAUGCUAAAUAUCAUGAUUCAGGCUGUGGAAACCUGUCUUCAACAUCAUCACAGAUAUGGAAUAGCUUUAUGAAGUCCUACGAUACUGCAUAUUCUCGAAGUUUCAUUGAAUAAUGUAAAGUGAAAUGUAGUUUCUUGUACCCAGGCAUUGUAUGUUUUCAAAACUGAACAUGUAUGAAAUUUGUUUGGAAAAAAAAAAAAAGAUUAAUGAAGUGAUUCAUUUAUGGCUAGAGUUUUGUGGUGUCAACUUACAUGGAAAGCCAGGAUCUACCCUGGGUAGUUAAAUUUGUUUGCUUGCCGGGUUCCUGGCUGGCUAAUUUCGAUCAAAUUAAUAUUAUUGUAUUCCAUAAUUGUUUUUUCUUAUCCUGUUCCAGCCACACAUUUAGGUAAUUGUAUAAUUUAUUUAAUGACAGAUGGUUAGUAGUUUAUAUAAUUAUUGUUAAAGUAUAUUUUAAGAAUGUGUGUGCAUACCAGCACUUAAAAAGCGAGCUUAUCUUUAAUGAACUAUUAUGUUAUCGAUUGGUAGAAGAAGGGGUAAAACAAACUAUAGAUCCCUCUUUUACACAUUACCACCUCUGUAGUUGUUGAACAUAUAAAAACAAAAUGCAUCCUUCAAUAAAAUGUUUCAUUUCAA
This is a messenger RNA of Schistocerca nitens (vagrant locust), 3905 nucleotides long. RefSeq names its product B-cell lymphoma 3 protein-like. NCBI's taxonomy places the organism in Eukaryota, Metazoa, Arthropoda, Insecta, Orthoptera, Acrididae. Gene Ontology annotation, molecular function: protein binding. The transcript is spliced from 7 exons. The coding region runs from base 1 to 1392 and encodes 463 amino acids. The record is from RefSeq and is a predicted model, not a curated record.